Cylicocyclus nassatus is the source of this 2049-nucleotide messenger RNA. The record is from the annotation of a GenBank genome assembly. NCBI's taxonomy places the organism in Eukaryota, Metazoa, Nematoda, Chromadorea, Rhabditida, Strongylidae.
AUGAUAGCCAUUUCUGUACAAGAGACAACAAGAGAUAUUGUAAAAGGAGCAUCGCUAUCGUUUUGCCCUCCAAGACAUGACGAACUGGAUUAUCGGGCUACUCACACGUCGAGUUUCUGGAAGCUAAGCGAACACACACCUGGACUUGAGAACAAAUGUGAAUCACAGUACUUACGCAGAUUCGAUGAAGACGUUGAAUACAAUUCUCAGUUGGCAGUUUAUCGUUACCCAGAAGGACAGCAGCCGCGAGUAAUCAAAACCGAAGACCGCCCCUCGACGCGCACAAGAUCGGAAGAUUUCGAUGCUCCUACCAAUGAACAGACGCUCUUGCAGGUUGAAAAAUGCGUGGAAGGUGAAUUACAGCAAGCACAGCAGUGCGAAGCUGUAUUACAAAAACCGCCGUUCACACAUGCAGAUCUUCAGUCGAUGGCCACAAAGGUCAAUUACCUCUACCAAGAAGCCUUAAGUAGGGAAAAAGUAAACCACGAAGUAGCGCUCAAGAAUGCUCGUGAUGCAAUGGAACGUUAUGAGGAGAGCACAAGGAAAAAUGCUUUUCGCCGGGAAAUGAGACUCAUCUUAGACACGGGCGAUUUCGAUAGUGAUACGAUGAAGGAAGUUCCAAAAUUAGCGAGCAAGGAAUUCUCAUAUUACAUGCCAGUUUUUGGGCAAGGAUGGCGUCACCAAAAAAGGGGGUACUUUGAGGAAUCACCACGAGGGUACACGACACACAUAAAUGCGGUGAAAUCAUAUGAACAAAAGAUAGAAAAAAGGAUAUCUGAUUAUCUGGCCACUGUGGACACGUCGCCCAACGAUCCUUUGUCAGCUACUGCAAGGCUUUUUUCACUUGCCUACGCAGCUGUAAAAAUGUACCUUCCACCAUUCAAAUUUCCCGAUCUGUGCCAAGCCGUGAAAGGUCUCGGAGUAGAACUUGGAACAAAACACUUGACGCAAGACGGAUAUGUAAAUAUGGCAAGAGUGAUAAGUGAAGACAUGAAAGGACGACUAAUAAGAUACAUACAAAAGAAUCAGUCUCCAUUUUCACUUCUCAUUGACGGAUCCACUGAUAUUGGCGGAAAGCAGAUAUUACUAGUUUUCAUACGAUUCCCUGACGCUGUAAGUCUGGCUCCGAAUACUCAAUUACUCGAGGCUAUAGAGAUAAAUGAAGCUGAAACCGGAUUAAAUCUAUUUAAUGCCGUUCAUGAUAUUUUCGCUAGAAAUCACUUUAUCAAGGAACUGCUUUGGAACUUGAUAGCUGUCGCAACUGAUGGAGCAAAAAACAUGAUCGCUGAAGGAGGUUUACAAGGUAGACUCAAUGCAAACAUCUCUCAGUCACGGAAAAAUGACUUGAUGAUAUACGGGGCAACAAAUGAGGAGCUAUCGAAGGUUUCAGAGAAGCCAAUCGUGUGGAUACAUUGUCUUGCGCACAAAGUUGAGUUAGCUCUUGCCGAAGCAUUGAAAGGAGAAGAAACUUCUCAGUCACACAAAUGGCGUAUUUUUGCCACUAAUUUUCUCAACAAACUUUACUCAUUUUUUGGGUCAGUUGCUACGAAAAGACGAAGAAAAUUAGAAAGAGCGUGCAGAUCAUUAGAAAACUGCAGAUUACUAAAAUUGAAAGAAAUCAUAGAAAUACGUUGGGCAUCUUCAGAAAAAGAUGCUAUUCACAACUUCUUAAAAAUGUACAAAUCUUUGUGGCUUGCACUGCAUGACAUAUCGCAAAGUCAUGAUGAGUUUGACAAACAAACAAGAACCAGGGCAGCUGCAUUUCUUUCUGUAUUGAAAUCCAUAAAAAUGUACAGAUAUCUGUUGUUCCAAUUGGACCUACUUAGUAUUAUCGGUGACUUAUCUAAAAAAGCGCAGGACCAGUCUUCGACAAUAUGGGCUACGGAAACCGAAGUUUCUAAAACCACAUCUGUACUGAACAAUUUCGCUGACAAACCGUGGGAGUCACAAGUUUCAUCGGACUUUCAAAACAUUGUGUUGUGCAAGUUGGCGCUCGGCGGGAGAGGCUUUCAUUUUAAUGCCCGCGACGAUGAAAAAUGCAGAAACUGA